GGCCGCUCCGGGGGCAGGGUUGGAGCGGCGCCUCAAGGGCCGAUUCCUUCUUCCCGCCGCGGCGGUGAGUCGGCUUCCUGCGUACCGGGGCUGGGCCCGGCCGUACCCUGCCCGGCUCGCCGUGGCUCCGGGGACAGCGGAACAGCGAGACUGUAAGAAGAUUCCCAUCUGGAAUGCUGCAAACUCCAAGGAAAGCAGCACAAUCGAAGACACAUCUGCUGCCAUGGUGAAUGAGAAGCACAAUGGCACCCUGCUCGUGCAGCUGGGGCCCAAACUGCAGGCCUACCCAGAGGAGCUGCUCCGGCAGCGGCGAGGCCACGACGGCCGGCCGGAAUACCUGGUCCAGUGGAGCGUCGUCAGCUUGGAAGAGAGAGCAGCAGGAGGCAGCAGUGCCUCCUGUGCAGAGACCAAGCCAGAGCACAUCUCCAUGUGGAUGUCUGCAGAAGAGGUCGGCGCCAGCUGCCCGGCGCUGCUGGGCCGGAGGAGGCCGGAAGGGCCGCGGCUGAAAGAGGAGAAGGCGCCCGGUCCGUUGGCCGCGGACGUGGCGCUGGACGAGGCCUCGCUGCUGGAGAUGAAGGCCGAUGUCAGGAGCCUGGUGCAGCGAGCCGGGCGCCAGGUGGCCGAGGCCGGGACGCCCGAGUGCUCCAUCCUGAGCACGGUGCACGUGCUGGGCGCCUACGCCAGCAUCGGCUCCCUGGCGGGCGCCUUCAGGGAGAUGGGAGCCCUGGACCUGCUGAUGAGGAUGCUCUGCCACAAGGAGAAGCAGAUCCGCCGCAGUGCCGGCGAGAUGCUGCGCGCUCUGGGUGCCCACGAUGCAGGGAGCCGGGCCUAUGUCCUGCUGUCCCUGAGCCAGCAGGAUGGCAUUGAGCAGCAGGUGGACUUUGACAGUCGCUGCACCUUGCUGGAGCUGUUUGCUGAGAUCAUGUCCUCUGCAGAGCACUGCAUGUCCUUCGAGGGGAUUCACCUCCCGCAGAUCCCUGGGAAGCAGCUGUUUGUCCUGGUGAAGCGCUACCUGUGUGUGACUUCUCUCCUGGACAAGCUGAGCAGUGGCGUGGAGCAGGGAGAGGAGCAGCAGGGCUGUGCUGUGCCCAGCCCUGUCCCUGAGGAGAGGAGCCGUGUGAAGCAGGAGUUUGAGUUCAGCAUGGCCAUGGCAAACCUCAUCUCGGAGCUGGUGCACGUGAUGGGCUGGAGCCACAGCCACGAGGCAGAGCCACUGCCCCAACGGGACCUGCAGCCUCGUCCCGCCCGCUCCAUCUUCCAGCACAAGGCCUCAGCCAGCUCUGCUGCCCAGAAGCCUGUGUUGCCAUCAAAUCCUGGAACUCACAAAAAGCAGGGCUGUACAUUCCUGACUGCAUCAGACUUCGCAGACAGCAGUGACUAUGUGGAGUACUUGAAGGCAAACCUGGUGCAUGGCAUGCGGGUGCGCUUGCUGGAGGACUGCGGUGACGUUAGAGCUGGGGAGGAAGGCGAGUUUCUCCAGAGCACGAACAGCAUGCACACAGUACAGGUUUUAUGGCAGUCAACAGGUCGGACCUACUGGAUGCGUUGGCAGUUACUGGAGAUUAUUGGCUUUGGGGACCAGUGGGAAGAUCCUGCUGCUCAGAAAAAGGAAUAUAGUGUGAGAAAGAGCUUUAAUCUAGACACAGCAGUUCCACAGCCAUUGCUGUGCAAGCCCUUGGGGGGGCUUUACUCCCUGCCUUACCUGGGGCAGCGGCUGCCCAAGGCUGCAGAGACACUGAGCCGUGCCGAAUGGUGGGAGCUGCUCUUCUUUGUGAGGAAGCUGGAAGCACAGGAGCAGAAGGAGAUCACCUGUCUCAUCCAGCAGCACCAGGGAGAGCAGGUGGAUGAAGAAGGCCUGAUGCAGCUGUCGGUGCCUGCGGAGCUGGCCCAGAAGGUGCUGCAGGUCCUGGAGAAGCGGUGCGAGGGCAGCUCUCUGCGUGACCUGCGAGGCUCCCGUGUGUACGGCAGACACUUCCUCGCUCGGGGGGCAGAGCGGGAUGGUGGAGGGAGCAGCGCGGUGUCCUCAGACGGUGGCGGCUGCGGGAGCACCGGCCCCGAAGGCGGCACGGCCAAGGCAGCGGAGGGAGACCUUUGUGCAGCCCCAGGGCCGCCCCAAGCCCGCAGUGCGGCAGUGAAGUCGGAUUCGCAGCUGUUCAGCGAGCUCUUGGAGAGGGAAGGGCUGUUCUUGCCAGAGGCGACGGAGGAGCAGAGCCAGGGUUGGGUGCUGGCUCCAGGUGCACUGCGGCUGAACCAGGCAGCCCUGGCCCAGAGCUCCGGCCGCCAGCUGAGGCUGCUGCCCCAGCAGAGGUACCUGCGGACAGAGAGGGCCGAGGUGAGCGCCCUGGAAAGGAAGAGGAAUGUCCUGUGCUGCCUCAUCACCCGCAUCCUCAAGCUGGAGAAGCAGCUGCACAUCGACAAUCUGGUGUUCAGGGUGAUCGAUGCCUGUCAAAAGGGCGAGUUGGGGCCAGGGGUGCAGUUCCUGAGCUUCUGCUGCCACAGCGUGGACGUGCUGUCCUGCAUCCUGCACCUGCUGAACCAGGGCUAUCUCCGGCGCCAGGAGGGGAGGCCUCAUGUCUUGGAAUACAUCUCUGCUGAAGCCAUAACACCUCUUGGCGGCCAAGCACAGAUGACUUUCCAGUGCAGGCCAGCCCAUGCAUCUCUGGAGGAGGACAGCAGAGACAGCCUGCAUUGGUGGAAUCCUGGCACAGACAGUGCGGAAGAAUAUCUCAUGGCAAUGCUGCAGGUGCCAAUGGGGCACACGCUCAGUCCAGAGGAGGCAAAGCUGCUCAUGAACCAGACAGUACAGCAGGUCCAGGAUACUCUGAGCAUACCGGAUGAUGUUGCUCAGCACCUCCUCAUGCACUGUAGGUGGAAUGUGGAUUUCCUGAUCCAGUGCUAUGUGGAGAACCGCGAGGCCCUGUUCAUCUCCUCAGGGCUGCAAGUGCAGAAUGUCCAGCCUCCCCCAAGUCCUGGAGUGCACUGCCCAGUCUGUGUGAGCCAGCUGUGUCCCACUGAGAAGCCACCAACCCUUUGCUGCAUGCACUACUGUUGCAAGCCCUGUUGGAGGGAAUAUCUCACAACUCGCAUUGAGCAGAACAUGGUUGUCAACUGCACCUGUCCCAUAUCCGAGUGCCGUGCUCAGCCAACCACCGCCUUCAUCUACUUCAUUGUGUCCUCUGAGGAGAUUAUAGCCAAGUACGAAAAAGCCCUCCUCAGACACUAUGUUGAGUGUUGCUCCAACCUGACAUGGUGCACCAACCCUCAGGGCUGUGAUCAGAUCCUCCUUAAGGAUGGACUUGGUUAUGGAGCAGCCUGUUCCAAGUGCUCCUGGAUAUCCUGCUUCAACUGCAACUUCCCAGAGGCCCAUUAUCCUGCCAGCUGCAGCCACAUGUCUAGGUGGGUAGAUGAUGGUGGAUACUAUGAGGGAAUGACAAGUGAAGCCCAAAGCAAACAUCUGGCUAAGCUCAUUUCAAAGCACUGCCCAAACUGCCAGGCUCAGAUAGAGAAAAACGAGGGGUGCCUGCAUAUGACAUGUGCCAAGUGUAAUCACGGCUUCUGCUGGCGCUGCCUCAAGCCCUGGAGGCCGAAUCACAAGGAUUAUUACAACUGCUCUGCUAUGGUGAGUAAAGCAGCUUGGCAGGAGAAGCGUUUCCAGGAUUACAAUGAGAGAUGCACCUUUCAUCACCAUGCAAGGGAAUUUGCUGUAAGUCUGAGGAACAGUAUUUCUUCCAUCAGAGAGAUGCCAAAAAUUAGGAACUUGACCUUUGUUCUUGAUGCCUGCAAAGUGCUAGAACAGGCACGGAAGGUGCUGGCCUACUCCUGUGUUUACAGCUACUAUAACCAGGACACUGAGAGCAUGGAUAUUGUGGAACAGCAGACUGAGAGUCUGGAGCUGCUCACUAAUGCUCUGCAGAUCCUUCUGGAGGAAACCCUGCUGCAGUACCAGGACUUGACCACUUCCCUUCAGCUCCUAAAAGCAGAACAUUUCCACGUGAGUUUGGAGUUGGUGCGGCAGAUCAAGGAGCGUCUCUUUGCAAUUCUCAGGCACUCCACACAGGAUUUCCAUGUUGGGCUCCAGACUUCAGGAGAUGCUGUUCAGAGAAAGCUGAAACUCGCAAAUGUGCCUGCUUCAGCCCUUGCAUGUACAGGGCAAAAACGUAUCAUCCUGUGUGACUCCCCCAACACAGAUGAAGGUGGCAAGGAGGUUGAAGAUGAGGAGUAUGAUCCACAGUGGCAGGAAGACUAUGAUGAUGAUGAUGAUGACCUUGAUGAAGACAACUUUAUGAUUGAUAAUGAGUCAGAUUGUGAUUCUUACUUUGAUGAUGAUGAUAGCUAUCGUAGCUAACACUAGAAGUAUUCUGUCACCUAGCCUGCUGCCUUGGACCUCUGCCUCUACUUAGUCUCAACCAGUUUGUGUUCAUGUUUUUCCUCAAAGGCAGGGAGGAGCUCUCAGGUGGAACAAAACAUUUCCUCUGGGAGGUUUCUUGCUCAGUGACUUUUGAAUGUGCUGGAACAUGCUCUGGGCAGUUGGUCUGUGUUACUGUGGCCACCUCCUUUAGAAAGACAUCUCCUUGCCUUUUUCCCUUUUCUCCAGUUCUGCCUAUAGAUAUGUAAUUGAGUUAGAAAGUCACAGCCCACCUGCAGAGUGAGGACCACUUGCCACCUUGUCCUUGGUGUGCUCUCCCCAAGGGCUGGGCACAGGGGAGGGUGGCACAUGUCCCAGCACGGUACUGUCUAGCAAUGGCCAGUGUCUAGAAAUGCUGUAAAAAUCUGCAUUUACACUCAAAGCCUCCCAGCUGGAGCUGGUGGGAUACUCUCUAGCCACAGAUGGAUGUGGUUUGGUUCCUCUGGUUGAGAGGGGCUGCAUUUUUGCCCCUUGUUGGAGUUCUCUUCUCUGUUGUGAAGCAGGAAGGGCUACUAUGAGUGAUACAAGUUUGCAGGAUUGUUUAAGUUUAUAAAUAUAGGCAUGCAGAUAUAUUUUCUAUACAUAUAUAUAUAUGCAGAGGUUGUUCAGGUAAUAUGUAUCUUUACAAAAAAAUAUGA
Pseudopodoces humilis (Tibetan ground-tit) is the source of this 5043-nucleotide messenger RNA. The record is from RefSeq and is a predicted model, not a curated record. NCBI's taxonomy places the organism in Eukaryota, Metazoa, Chordata, Aves, Passeriformes, Paridae.